ACAAAGAACUCUUUUACGCACGAUGAUCUAGUGUUGACAUUUACAAUACAUUUGAAUUCAUGCCGAUUUCUGAAUUGUACUAAAAUUGAAUAAAAACGUGUACAUUUUGUACUUAAAGUAAUUCUAAUCUUAAAUGUAUUACUAUUUAGAUGUAUCACUAGUACUUGCAGAUAAUCAAGAAAUAACACCCGCUCUAUUUAAAAAUCAUAUUCUAACUUCCGUGAAGCAAGUGUUUGGCGAAAUCGGUGCUGCAGUGCCGUUUGAUGUCUUGAAAUACGAUUCUACACAAAACAGGGCGAUACUGCGUGUACCACGGGAUCAUUACGUAAAGUUUCGUGGAAGCCUCACCUUAGCUGGAUAUUAUCAAGGUGUACUUUGCGCAUACACUGUCCAUAAGGCUAGUCCUUUACUGCUAUCCCUGUUGGGUGAUAGUCGAAGUUACGUUCAUUAAAAUGUCACACUGCCGUAAAUUGGGGCCAAAUAAUAAG
Messenger RNA from Photinus pyralis (common eastern firefly), 488 nucleotides. RefSeq names its product ribonuclease P protein subunit p14-like. Gene Ontology annotation, biological process: tRNA 5'-leader removal. Gene Ontology annotation, cellular component: ribonuclease P complex. The coding region runs from base 134 to 451 and encodes 105 amino acids. The transcript is spliced from 2 exons. The record is from RefSeq and is a predicted model, not a curated record. Lineage: Eukaryota; Metazoa; Arthropoda; Insecta; Coleoptera; Lampyridae.